This is a messenger RNA of Drosophila willistoni, 1573 nucleotides long. It is a transcript of the gene Spec2, whose product is annotated as CDC42 small effector protein homolog. Gene Ontology annotation, cellular component: plasma membrane. Gene Ontology annotation, molecular function: small GTPase binding. Gene Ontology annotation, biological process: regulation of Rho protein signal transduction. Bases 168 to 425 code for a protein of 85 amino acids. The transcript is spliced from 3 exons. Lineage: Eukaryota; Metazoa; Arthropoda; Insecta; Diptera; Drosophilidae. The record is from RefSeq and is a predicted model, not a curated record.
ACAGACACACACAAACGCACACAUUGAAAACAACGUGCGCAGGAAAUACACCUUAUAAGAGAAGAAAUUCUGUCAUCCUGGCCGGAAGCGGCGCUGGCAUCGACAGCAUCAUCAUUGAGACUGAAACGCGUCCAGCCAGUAGAACAAGAGUUCAGCAACAGCACAAAAUGGCAUCGACUGGUGAGAUUUGGCUACAAUGGUUUUCCUGCUGUUUCCAACAGCAACGCUCCCCCUCACGUCGUCCACAUCAACGCCUGCGCAUCGAUCGUUCUAUGAUUGGUAAUCCCACAAAUUUUGUUCACACCGGUCACAUUGGAUCCGCCGACGUGGAGCUAUCUGCCAAUCGCCUCAAUGCGAUAUCAACACAAAUGCAGGGCAAGGGCGGCUAUGAAGCGAAUUCGAUACAAUCGUUGCACGCCUGCUGAAGGAGCUUCUCACUCUCUCCUCCGUGUCUCAUCAUGGCGUAAAAUUUGUCUGGGUUCGGGCGCUACAAAAUGCAUUUCGUGCAAUUCUCCAUAUAUGUAUAUUUUACAAAAACAACAAAACAAACUUUUUAUAUAAAUUCUUUGUUAAAUGCUAGCGUGUCUUAUCAGGCAAAGACCAGCGAGAAGAGGAAAAUGGGUGACAGACAGACAAUGGACUCCAUAUAUACAUACAUACAUACAUAUAUAAUAUAAGUUUAUGGCAAAUGGAUGACCAGCUAUAAUGAUGAUAAUGGACCUUCGACCUAAACGAUCCGAUCAAAGCCCAUUUUCCAACUUCUUAGCACUGCUUUUUCUUUAUUUGUGAGUAUUAGCUAGAUGAAAAAUCGCAAAUGAGAAGAAAAAGUGUGCCAAUCAAACAACAAAUACAUUUAACAAUCCAGAGAGAUGGCCUCAGGACCCAAUCCCUCCUCCUCCUCUUCCCUAUAACAAAAACAUUUUUCACUGAUUGUACUUAAUAUUAAUGAACAAAAAAAACAGAGGAUAAUUUUACGGAUUUCCUUUAUCUUUGCCGGGCAUGAGGAGGUUUUGCCUUAUUUUGUUAAACCUGGCACAAACGACGAGAGAUCGAUUCAUCCAUUCAAUUUAAGAAAAGUCUGUUCAAGAAUCUGAAUUAGCAUUUACAUUAUAUAAGCAUAAAUGUUGUGAAUUGUAUUUUAAAAUGAAAAACAAAAAACAAAUCAGAAAAUCAACCAUAGUUACGUAAAUUGUCGCACAAUCAAAUUUUUGUAUUCAAUAUUUCAAAUAUUUUUCCAUAACUCGAAUAAGUUUUGUGUCAAGAGCAAAAAGUAAAAGAAUGCAAAAGUUAAAGAUCGAGUACCUUUUUGUAACUAAAAAAGCAAUUUUAUAUACACCGGAUAAACAAAGAUGAAAAUAUUUAUAUAUAUAUACAAAGAGAGAUAUCUGUAUAUAGUAUAUACAAGAAGAAACAAAUGCGAUUGUAGCUAUCUAAAUAAAGGAGGGAAAAGAUAAUACAUACGAUGGGGUUUAAGCGCAUAGACUAAUUGUAUAAACAAAAUAUUUAAGCAAUAAUUUAUGAAAAAAAAUAUAUAUAAAUGUAUUUAAAAGAAACAACCAAACAAAAGUUUAAA